Ficedula albicollis (Collared flycatcher) is the source of this 8111-nucleotide messenger RNA. Its product is annotated as KIAA0319 ortholog. The transcript is spliced from 20 exons. Gene Ontology annotation, cellular component: plasma membrane; cytoplasmic vesicle. Gene Ontology annotation, biological process: neuron migration; negative regulation of dendrite development. The record is from RefSeq and is a predicted model, not a curated record. Lineage: Eukaryota; Metazoa; Chordata; Aves; Passeriformes; Muscicapidae. The coding region runs from base 56 to 3265 and encodes 1069 amino acids.
AUAAUUUCCACACGAUCGGCUGGAAAAGUAGUUGUCACUGCCUUCCUGGUGCAGCAUGGCACUUGGACCUGGUGUUCUCUGCCUGUUCCUAUGGACAAUAACAGGUUCCAGUUGUGAGCAGUGCAGAGAAGGAGCCACGUACUCAGGUGCAGUAAUAUCUCCCAACUUAGAAACCACUAAAAUCAUGCGGGUUCCUCACGCCUUGUCAGUGUCCGAGUGCAUCGCAGCGUGUUGUGACCUCUCCGGUUGUGACUUGUCCUGGAUGUUUGAACGGCGCUGUUACAUCGUGAACUGCCAACACAAGGACAAUUGUGAACCUAAAAAAAUUGAAACUGUCAAGUCCUACAUUACCUUUGUGCUGAGGCCUUCUCAGAGGCCAGCCUCACUGCUAGGGCUUGGGCAAGUGAUCCCAAGCAUGGUCCACUCUGUGGGACUCCAGAAUGACCCAUCAGAGGAAGUGAGUAGUCUGAAGAAGCUGUCUCUGCUUGGAAAAGAUCCCAGCCUUGAGGAGAUACCUGAAUACAUUGAUGAUUAUAAGGAGUUGGAGCAGGACCCCUUUCAGGUGGGCAUCAAACACCCACAGAAGGACAGUAUGGAUUAUACUGACUGGGGCCUGAUGGUGGCUGGUGAAAAUGGCUUCAACAAUUCCACGGGUGAUGGUGGAGAUAACCAGGAAGAUUUUGCUGAAAAGAAAGGGGAGGCUGGGAAGGUGGAAAGCCUUCUGAAUAAAAACAGGUCUGAACUGACUUCCGUCAAUGAGCACUCCACACUUCUGGAGAUUGCACCACUCCCUGGGAAGACGCUUGAAAGGGAAGCAGCUGUUCCACUUGCACAACCUGAAGAUGCUUUGCAAAAAGAGGCUGCUACACCUUCCUCUUCUUCAGAUGAACCAGGUUUCUUCCCAGGCGUCUCAGAGAAAACCCAGACUCCCACAGUGGCCCCAGAGAACGCCACUGAAGGUGGGAUCAUGCUACUUCCCACUAAUACUGCUCCAUCUGAGCCCAUGCAGCAGUUCACACCACCUGCUACUGCUGCUAAAGCAGUUAAAGAACUUACUGUGUCUGCUGGAGAUAACAUACAAGUGAUGUUACCCAAAAAUGAUGUUGAACUGAAUGCCUUUGCUGUCCCACCACCAUCUACAGAAACAGCCUACACCUAUGAGUGGAGCUUAAUCAGUCACCCUGCUGACUACAGUGGGGAAAUGGAGCACAGGCACAGCCAGACUUUGAAGCUCUCUCAUUUAUCAGUGGGACUUUAUGCCUUCAAAGUGACAGUUUCUGGUGAAAAUGCCUUUGGUGAAGGUUUUGUGAAUGUCACGGUCAAACCAGCAGUCAGAAUUAACCAGCCACCUGUUGCUGUUGCUUCACCCAAAGUGCAAGAAGUUUCCUUGCCUACAACUUCUACCUUCAUCGAUGGCAGUCAAAGCAUAGAUGAUGUGAAGAUAGUGAGUUUCCACUGGGAAGAAAUUCAAGGUCCCCUGCGAGAGCAGAAGGCAUCUGCUGACACACCUGUCUUGCACUUGUCUAACCUUGUUCCUGGAAACUACACCUUCAGACUCACAGUGAUUGAUUCAGAUGGAGCAGCCAACUCCACCAUUGCAUCUCUGACUGUCAACAAGCCGGUGGAUUACCCACCUAUUGCUAAUGCAGGACCGAAUCAGGCGGUCACUUUGCCCCAGAACUUCAUCACACUGAAUGGAAACCAGAGCAGUGAUGACCAUGAAAUUGUCAGCUAUGAGUGGUCACUCAGUCCCAAAAGCAAAGGCAAGGUUGUAGCAAUGCAGGGAGUGCGCACGCCGUACCUGCAGCUGUCCGCAAUGCAGGAGGGGGAUUACACGUUCCAGCUGACGGUGACAGACUCUGCGCGGCAGCGCUCCACGGCCGAGGUCACACUCAUCGUGCAGCCUGAAAAUAACAGUCCUCCAGUAGCAGUGGCUGGCCCUGACAAGGAAUUGACCUUCCCAGUAGAAAGUACUACAUUGGAUGGAAGCAAAAGCCAGGAUGACCAAGGCAUUGUCUUCUAUCACUGGGAAAAUAUCAGUGGGCCAAGCUCUGUACAGAUGGAAAAUGAUGACAAGGCAAUAGCAACUGUGAGCGGUCUCCAGGUUGGUACCUAUCACUUCAGGCUGACUGUGAAAGACCAACAGGGCUUGAGCAGUGCAUCUGUGCUCUCCAUUACUGUGAAGGAAGAAAACAACAGUCCACCCCGGGCACAUGCUGGUGGGAAGCAUGUUCUAGUGCUUCCAAACAACUCUGUUACCUUGGAUGGCUCAGGGUCUGCUGAUGACCAGGGGAUUGUGUCAUAUUUGUGGAUUCGGGAUGGUCAAAGCCCAGCAGCUGGGGAUGUCAUCCAUGGCUCAGACCACGAGGCAGUACUGCAGCUAACUAAUCUUGUGGAAGGAACCUAUAUUUUCCACUUGAAAGUGACGGAUGCUAAGGGAGACUCAGAUGUUGAUUCAGCAACUGUUGAAGUGCGGCCUGAUCCCAGAAGGAGUGGUCUGGUGGAGCUGAUCCUGCAGGUUGGAGUGGGACAACUAAGUGAGCAGCAGAAGGACACUCUGGUGAGACAGUUGGCUGUCCUGCUGAAUGUUUUGGAUUCAGAUAUCAAAGUUCAGAAGAUACAAGCCUACUCAGAUAUAAGCACUGCAGUUGUGUUCUACGUGCAGAACGGGCAUCCCUCCACGGUGAUCAAGGCAUCAGAUGUCUCACGGACUCUGCAUGUGCAGCUUUUGAAACAGAAGGCUGACUUCUUGCUUUUUAAAGUCCUGAGAGUUGACACGGCUGCCUGUCUUUUGAAAUGCUCUGGACAUGGACACUGUGACCCCAUAACAAAGCGCUGCAUUUGCUACCAGCUGUGGAUGGAAAACCUGAUUCAUCGUUAUCUAAAUGAUGGAGAAAGUAAUUGCGAGUGGAGUAUACUCUAUGUGACUGUAUCUGUUUUUAUUCUGAUCGUGGUCAUAGUAGGGCUUGCCUGGUUCUGCAUCUGCUGCUGUAAAAGGAAGAGGACAAAGAUAAGAAAGAAAACAAAAUAUACCAUCCUAGAUAACAUAGACGAACAGGAGAGAAUGGAGCUACGGCCCAAAUAUGGUAUAAAACACAGAAGUACAGAACACAACUCCAGUCUGAUGGUCUCUGAGUCGGAGUUUGACAGUGAUCAGGACACUAUCUUCAGCAGAGAAAAGAUUGAAAGAGAGAAUUCUAGAACACUUAUAAAUGGUUCUGUGAGAAAUGGAGUUUCCUUCAACUACAGCUCAAAAGACAGAUAACUGAAUGAGGGUAAAAGCACAGAACACACUGGUGUGACACAUCUGAAACAUGUUGGCCCAGCUCUGUUUUUCCAUCAUCAAAAUCUUCCUAAAAUAUCAACAUGGCAGAUUAAGGGGUAAAAUUUUAGCAAAUUUUUAGGUAGGGAAAGGCAGAAGGAGGGAUAAAGGAUUAGCUGGUGAGCUAACCCCUCUUGUCGCUAUUAUAGGAGCAAGAAAAACCACAUCUUACUUCUUGCAUGUUCUGUGCUGAAUGCUUGAACUUCAGAAGGGCCUUUUUUUUUCUAUAUUACUGCUACAAAACUGGCCAGAGCUGUUCUGCUACAAAUUAUGGUAACUAACUAUGGCAUACAGAUUCAUAUGUGCUCCUAAUGCUCUCUUUGAGAUGUGAUGGGAUUUACAACAGCAAAAGCCAAUAUAGAUGAAGUUCCUUACAACUGUAGAGAGCAAUAUGUGGCCACAGGCUCUUAUCUUAAUUUUCAGUUUAGGAUGGAAACACAGAGAGCAUUUUUAGUGCAUUGUCUUUAUCCAACUGUACUUUGUGACUUCCUUUUCUAGGGUAACGUUCAUUGGGUGAAAACAUUCUUGUUUUUAGAGAAAGUUUACAACUAGAGCACUGGAUCAGCUGUAAUGUAACAUGGUAUAUCUUUGUCCUGUAGGAUGCAAUGUUCCCUGUAUUCACAUAGGAGGUGUGAUAUCUGCAGGGAAAGCCAGCCUUAGGUUGCUUCUGUAAUGAUCAAGCUGUUUUGGCUCUGCCAUUUCCAUCCAGGAAACUGUAGCAGGAAGGACUUGGUGCGAUGCACCUUGAGGAGCAUUUUGAGCACCCCAAACAACCUUUUUAGAUCACUUAGAGGGGCUCUGGACCUUUUAAGACUGAAUGCUCAGCUGAGGUGAGUUUUCAUCUGUCAGCAUCAAGUGCUCAAUAAAGAAUGUGCUGGGCACUUGUGCAGUGAAGUGUUUGUGGCAAAUAUCCUGUGUGGAGCAGGAGGGUCAUUGUAUUUUCAUUGUCAUGGUAGUUGGUACUGAGCAAUGUUUUCGCUUGAACAUGAGAUUGUUUGACUUUUUCCUCUCUGGCCAUUGAGGGACUGGAUGUGUUGGCGCCUGAAGAGAUCCUUUUAGGUCUUUGGCAAGGGAAGGUGUAUCACAGUUCUGACAUUCUUGUUCACAACCUGGAAUUUCUUCACAGUCUGCUUGUUAGGCUUUGAAAUCAUGGCCCCAAUACUGUUUUUGAAAUCUCUAACCGAAGACCUGUCUUCUGUACACAGGCCUCAUUUGUGAGGGCAUCUGUAUCAGUGGUACUGUUUGGCCAUGCCAUCAGCUUCUCCUGGGGGUCCUCUACUGAUGUGGUGAAGUCUAGGACUGAGAUGGAGGAAUUACAUGUUUUGCUGGAGAAAGCAUUCCUCUGGGAGCAUUUUUGAAGAGUUUUUUUAAAAUGUUUUGGGGUUUUGUUUAAUUUGGGUUGUUUUGUUUUGUUUUGUUUAUCCAGUGGUAGAGAACCUGUUAUCAGAGGAUGGAGCAGUAUAGACAUCAAGGGGAGCUGUUUAGACAGGUUGGGAGGGGGACAUAGCCCAUUUCCAUCAGGAGGAAUAAUGUCGUAGAGAAUUUGGGGGCUUUCUCCAUCCUUUCUUAGAAGUCUAACACAACAGAAUAGCUGGCUUGAACACUGUGGCUUCUGUGCUGCUUUUGUUAAAGGACUUGGGCAACAGUCAGAACUAUCUAGGCUGGAAGAAAUCAAUGGUCAAAAGCUGCAGCAAUGUAGCAUGCUCAUAACUUAUUUCAUAUUUCUGAUUCUCAAGUGCAGUCAUCAACAGUCCCUAAGGCUACUACUUCAGCACUGAGGAGUAUUUACCCUGUGUCCAGCCCUGCAAUUUUUUGGAGAUCUUUGUGUGGCUGCAGGAAUCACUGUGGUGGGAGAGGCUGUGAAGAGCUAAAAAGGGCUAAUACAGGUGUUGUCUAUGUUUUUCCCAUACACACCAGCAAAGUGUGUAUGGUAGGAUUUGCUUUCUUCAGAAACCAAGUUUCAACUCUGUAUAUGGGGGUUUAGGCUAUUUCUUGAAACAAAUCUACUUUAUCACACUCUCUCUCUUCUUGAGAGUGUGCGUGUGUAUGUAGAUAUAUAUAUAUUUUUAAAUAACUUGGUCAACAAAAGCAAGGUCAACUUCUGAUGUCUUUCAGUUCCUGUUCUAGGAACUUAUUUAUUAUGUGUUAACAUAAUAAAAGUAGUGUUCACUUUAAAGCAUUCCUGGAAAAAGUUAAAGCCCAUUCAAAAUAGUAAUUUAUUUCUUUCCUUUGAAAUCCAAAUGUUGGGCUUAAUCCAUUAUGAACAACUACAUAGAAUGUUCUGGCAGGAAUUAUUCUCUUGAAAACAUGCAUUUUUAAACAAGCAGAUAAGUUGCUUAAAUAAUUUCAAGUUUGUAUGUGCCGUGCUGCCAUUGAUGCUUCUGCUAAAUGCUGUUUCCAGUGUGCCUUUAUCUAUAAGCUUACCUUCUAGGAUAUGUCAGUGCAGUCAGCAGCAUCUGUCAGUUUUGUGAAAUUAGUGACUUGUGUCUUUUGGGUUUAUUUUAUGUUUUUAAAGCCAGUGCUGAAACCUAGGAUGUUCUUCUUUGAAGGUAUUGAAAUGUCUUUUUUUAAACAAGCAAACAAACUCCACCAAAAUGGAAAACUGUUUCUCUAGUAAAACAACUCGAGGAACCAUAAACCUGCAUUCCUUAAUGCUGCAGAAUUUCCAGGACUGUUCCCCUGCCCAUGGACACACACUGCUGAGCCUAGAUCUUUGGAUCUCUGGUAAGUUCAUGGGCCAUGAGAAUGUAUGCAUGAUUUGCUUGUUUCUCACUCUAACAAAUAAGAAGUAUUAGACAUUUCUCAUUGUAUAUGGCCCUAGCAGGUGGAAGUUGCUUGGUGAAUUCAGUUCUCCAGAUGAUACUUUGACAUUUUUGUUGCUAACUAUUUUAGCUAUGUUUUCAAAGCUGAAUGUACUUUAAAUUUUUCACCUGCUUCUGAUUCUACUAGUUUGGUUAUUCCACCUGCUUGGAAGGAGAAGGUAUUCCUUUUACCAUAAGAGCAGGCUUGCUUUUAAUACAUGGCACUUGCUCAGAAGCUGAAAGCAGUAAUUUCUGGCUCUGUGAAUUUGUGGCAUUAUGUUUUUAUCACUUGGCCAAGUAUGUUUGUGUCAGGAAUUUAGGAGAGACUAUAGCAAGCCUUAUAUCUUGAUUCAGUAUGAUUGUUUCUCCUAGAGCUACUGCUUUCUUGCAGAAUGUCAGUUCAUACCAUGAAUGAAAGGGUCAGAAAACUGGCUGUAACGGUGCAAACACAAUGUCAGAAUUUGGAUUCUUAUCCUUUGGUUUGGGCUAUUAUAGGUUCCAAGCAGGUUUCUCACAUUUACUUCUGCACACUGUUUUCCUUCACAUACAGAAAGAGUACUGGCAGCUGAUUUGUAAAAUAGGGAUUGGGCUAUUCCCAAAAUACUCACCUGCACUGAAUAGCAGAUGAGACCAGAUAGAGCUUGUCCUGUGUGGCUCAGAGUCUACUGAAAAUAAAGAGUAAUUCAGUUUGGCACUGCUAAGAUACUGCCUCUUGUUGAAGGCAGAUAGUGUGGUGAUACUUGCAGUGCCUCACUGCCUUGAAGUGUAGGCACUGGAUUUUCAUUUGCAUUAUGGUUUUACACGCACAAGCAGGGACUGUCCAGCUGUGUAAAAGGACUGUCUUUGUUUGCAUUUUAAGGAAGGAGUGUAUUUUGGAAGAAAUCUUCCUAAGCAUUAAAAAGGUUCAGUACCCAAUUGUAGUAUUCAGUGCAGUGCAUACAUAGCAUGAAACUGCCAUGACUGCAAACAGUGGUUUUUAUUUUCCUAACCAAAAUUGUACUGCAGUAUAAAACAAUUUACCUUGACAAAUCUGUUGAGAUCCACAUCCAGAUUCUCUGUACUAUGGUUCAAUCCAUCAUAUUAAGUAGUGAAAACAAGGCAAAAUGUAAAAUUUCUAAUUACAGAUAAUUGUUAAUUUGCAUCGGGGAAAAAGGUUAUUCUUGUUUUGUGUGUAAAAAUGGACUAUCAAGUCUGUCCUUUUGCUCAACCCUGUUACUCUCCCUCUGUCAGAUGCAGCAGAUAAAAGUACUGUUCAAGCAUUUGUUUUGUGCUGGCAGCUGUUUGCUUAUAUGAUGUCAGUUUUCCUUUCCUUGGUCUCCUAUGGGCAAACAGAAGUGCACACACAUGCAAGGAACUUAACAGUGAGAGAGUGAGCGCAUGCAUGUGUUCUCUGUGCUGGUGCAAACUUUCCUCAGAUAUUCUUCAGAUAAUUGAGUUCCUAGGCAAAUGUUCUAUUCCUGCUUUUAACCUCAAGUGAAACUAAUUUUGUCCCCCAGUAUACCAGUAAUGGGCAAGUAGUCAGGUGGAGCUUCAGGAUGGACGUAAUAAAAUAACAGUAAGUGUAGUCUUCUGACAUUUAGGUGAGGUUUGAGAGAGGAAAAUGUUCCUCCAGAAGGGAAACGGGAUAGAGGUUAAUUAGUUUCUUAAUGUCAGUUAUUGCUUGUCAGGGAUUUUUAACUUGGAUACUAAUUCCAUACUUCUGCAGCAGAGGAAAAUCCAUUUCAUGUACAUUUUAUAUUCUUAACUCCCCAAGGUGAAGGAAGGAAAUACAAAGUUUAGAAAUUUAAUUUUAAGGAGGCAACAAAGGCAAAUGAUUUUUGCACAGGCUGUGAAUCAGGUGCAGAUGAGCUGCACAUCUGUGUUUUAUCUCUGUAUGAAAGCACUUCUCCCUGUGGGUGAAUGGGUGAGCUAUUACAGAAUUUAUAUUAGGAAUCUGUUUCUAGAAAAUGUUAUUUAUUGUAAAAGCUGUUGUAUUGUAACUGGAACCA